GGAAAAAAAACAAAAAGCAAAUGUGAGAGAGUAUGUGUGAUGGAGGUGAAGCUAAGCCUCAAUGGAAACCCGUCGCUCGCAAAAGUUCUUCCAAACCCAGCAACAGCAAGAACAAUCCCAAUUGAUAGUUGCUGUUCAGAAUCUUGGAUCAACAGUAAGAGUUCUUUCAAAAAGCAUCUCAGAGUCCUUGCGGAGUGCCUUACCAAGAAGAGCAGUUUACCUAUAUCUGAUUUACAAGGAAGACAUCAAGGUUCCAUGACUAUCUUCCAUGGAUUUUUUAAUCAAAGAUUUCUUGUCAUGAUACCUUCCUAUAAUUUACCUCAUGGUAAAUCCUCCGGCUAUUUUCUUGUUCUGGUUCCUCUUUUAGCAUUUUGCUUUAGAUGCAUAGUUGGUGCCUUUUACAGUAAAUUUAUUGGAGAUUUUGGAAAGCAAGACAUUCUAGAAUCAAAUGAGCAUUGUGGUAUGAAAAGGAGACGAUGGAAAUCUGCUCUCGCUGACACAAGUGAACCAGACGGUCUAGAUUCUGAAGCAACACCACAUUCCAGUAGUCUUUCAAACAAUCGAGAUCAAGAUUCCUUCGAGGAGGUGCUCCAUGAUUACAACAAACUGGAACCAGAUUAUCAUAAAUUUCUCUCAGAAUGUGGGAUGAGUGAAUGGGGACAUUGGCGAGGAGGAUCUCCUGAAUGAAGCAUUAUGGUUCUAGUUAUUAUCCUUGUUGAUGCCACCUGUGAUUCAAGUAUGUCCUUUCCUUCUGUAGUUCAAAUGUACAGUGAGAGUGUAAAUUUUUUGCUUCUUUUCCGAUUUUGUGAUCAGUUUGGGGAUGUUGUAAGUAAAGUAGUGUUGAUUGUGGAUACAUGACACAUUGGUUGGUGUGAUAUCCGUGUCGUUUGUUUCUCUUCCGCAGUUGGGUGAGCUCGAGUGUGAUAAGGUGUAAAUAAAAGACAGGAUUUUUUACUUGA
Molecule: messenger RNA, 959 nt
Organism: Tripterygium wilfordii
Lineage: Eukaryota; Viridiplantae; Streptophyta; Magnoliopsida; Celastrales; Celastraceae
Exons: 5
Coding region: 40-687 (215 amino acids)
Source: RefSeq, a predicted model, not a curated record